Molecule: messenger RNA, 2019 nt
Organism: Oenanthe melanoleuca
Lineage: Eukaryota; Metazoa; Chordata; Aves; Passeriformes; Muscicapidae
Gene: CIAO3
Product: cytosolic iron-sulfur assembly component 3
Exons: 11
Coding region: 71-1498 (475 amino acids)
Biological process (GO): iron-sulfur cluster assembly
Cellular component (GO): cytosolic [4Fe-4S] assembly targeting complex
Molecular function (GO): 4 iron, 4 sulfur cluster binding
Source: RefSeq, a predicted model, not a curated record
GCGUGGCUGUUCGCUUUGCGGAGAUGUUGUAGUCCCGUUUUACGACGCGGCGCGUCGCUUGGCGGCGGCCAUGGCGGCGCGGUUCAGCGGGGUGCUGCAGCUGACGGACCUCGACGAUUUCAUCGCUCCCUCGCAGGAAUGCAUCAAGCCUGUAAAAGUGGAUAAAAAGCCUGGAAAAGCAGCAGCCAAGAUCAGAAUUGAAGCUGAUGGAAGUUACUUCCAGGUCAAUCAGGAUGGGGAAGCACAAAAGCUGGAAAAGGCCAAGAUCAGCCUGAAUGAUUGUCUGGCCUGCAGUGGCUGCAUCACCUCAGCUGAGAGUGUCCUGGUGAGCCAGCAGAGCCAUGAGGAGCUCUGCAAGCUGCUGGCUCUCAACAAGGCUGCUGCUGCUCAUGAGCAGAAACUGGUGGUGGUUUCUGUCUCCCCCCAGUCCAGAGCCUCCCUGGCUGCAAGGUGCAAGCUGGGGCUGCUGGAGACAGCACAGAAGCUGACCAUGUUCCUCAAGAGUUUAGGUGUGCACUACGUGUUUGACACAACUUUCUCCAGGAACUUCAGCCUCCUGGAGAGCCAGCAGGAGUUUGUGAGACGCUUCCACAAACAAGCAGAUGACAAAAAGGCUCUGCCCAUGCUGGCCUCUGCCUGCCCAGGUUGGAUCUGCUAUGCAGAGAAAACCCACGGCAGCUUCAUCAUUCCCCACAUCAGCACCACCAAAUCCCCCCAGCAGGUCAUGGGCUCCUUGGUCAAGGGCUACUUUGCAGAGCAGAAGCACCUGCCCCCUGACAGGAUCUAUCAUGUCACAGUCAUGCCCUGCUAUGACAAAAAGCUGGAGGCCUCUAGGCCAGACUUUUUCAACCAGGAAUACCAGACCAGGGAUGUGGAUUGUGUCAUCACCACAGGAGAAGUGCUAAAGCUGCUGGAGCAAGAAGGAGUGUCCCUGGCAGAUGUAGAUCCUGCUCCCCUGGACACCUUGCUCGGCGGGGCCGCAGAGGAGCUCAGCACCCACCCCGGGGGGGGCUCGGGGGGGUACCUGGAGCACAUCUUCAGACACUCAGCCCAGGAGCUCUUCGGGAUCCACGUGGACUCCAUCCACUACAAACCUCUCAAGAACAAGGACUUCCAGGAGGUGACCCUGGAGAGGGAUGGAGAGGUGCUGCUCCACUUUGCUCUGGCCUAUGGCUUCAGGAACAUCCAGAACCUGGUGCAGAAGCUGAAACGAGGGAAGUGCCCCUAUCACUAUGUGGAGGUCAUGGCCUGUCCCUCAGGCUGUUUGAAUGGAGGAGGGCAGAUCAAACUGGAGGGGGAAUCCAGCAAGGAGGAGCUGCAGAAGGUGGAGAGGUUGUAUGAAUCCCUGAGGGCUGAGAUGCCAGAGGAAAACCAGGCUGUGAGGGAGCUGUACCAGCACUGGCUGGGGGGCUGGGGCUCAGAGAGGGCCCUGCAGGUGCUGCACACACAGUACCACGCUGUGGAGAGAGCAAACUCUGCCCUCAACAUCAAGUGGUGAGGGCUGGCCAGCCCAGGAGAUCCUCAGUGCCUUCUGAACUCUGAGCUCUGACCCUGCAAGGACUCUGGGAAUGUGCCUGCACUGCUCAUUCCUUCAGCUGGAGGAUGAGGUGAUGGGAAUGAACCCCAAAGUGUGACAGGAGACACAGCAAGAGGCAGAACUGCACCCCAGGCUGGUGGGACAGACCCUGCCCUGCUCCAACAGCCCCAUUCCUGCCAGAACUGAGGAAACAAGGAUUCAGAGCUCAGCUCCAGGCUGAGCUUCGUGCCACACCCCAAGAUUCCUCCCCCAGGCCUUGCUGGAUGGUCACAGCACUCAAUGCUGUGCCUGCCUCUGCUGGAGCAUCCUCAUUCCAUCAGGAAUGGUCUCACAAGGCCUGGAGUCCUCCCAUAUCCCUGCCCUGCAGGCUCUGUGCCCCUGGAGAGGGGGAUCCAAACCUGGGAUCAUCCCAGGGACUGCACUGAAUGCUGAGCAAAACCUUGUGAUUCCUUUUCCUUAAAUUAUAAAUAAUUUAUACCCAG